This is a messenger RNA of Platichthys flesus (European flounder), 7751 nucleotides long. RefSeq names its product tudor domain containing 6 (gene tdrd6a). The transcript is spliced from 30 exons. The record is from RefSeq and is a predicted model, not a curated record. NCBI's taxonomy places the organism in Eukaryota, Metazoa, Chordata, Actinopteri, Pleuronectiformes, Pleuronectidae. The coding region runs from base 68 to 7318 and encodes 2416 amino acids.
UGCUUUCACUGCAGUGUUCAUAAGAGGUGACAGAUCAUGCGUAGCUGGAAUUCAUGAAACUGCCAACAUGCCAUCAACACAAGGACUCCCUACACGAGGAUCAGAAGUAACAAUUAUCAUAACCAGGGUCCACUUGCAUCCCCUGUGUGUUCUUGUAGAGUUCUGGGGAAAGUUCAGUCAGGAAAGAGCCAUCGAUUACGAGUGCCUGGCUAAAGACAUUCAGUCACCUGAAAAGGCAUUUCAAGAGGUUGAAGGAAGUCCUGGUGACCAGUGCUUGGUUCAGAUAGAUGACAUUUGGAACAGGGCCCGCAUAGUCUCUAGAAAUGGCUCCAAAUACAGUUUGUUUCUCAUUGACAAAGGGGUGACGUAUUGCACCAAUACAAGUAAGCUGGCAUGGGGAAAGAAGGAGCACUUCCACCUUCCAUCAGAAGUGGAAUUUUGUGUGUUAGCUAAUGUGUUGCCACUCUCGACUGAGAGCAGAUGGUCUCCAGUGGCUCUUGAAUAUCUGAGAGCUCUCUCCGGGAAGUCUUUGAAAGCUCAUGUUCAAGAUGUACUGGUAUCCUACAGGACAUUUCUCUUGCACAUCCCCAGUAUAUCCAAACAAAUGUAUGAGAUGGGAUUUGCCAAGAUGGUGUCUCCAGACAUGUUCCACGAAUUUGUGCUUAUGUCACUAAAGUCCAAUUGUGUCGUUCAAGCUUCGCCAGAGAGUCGGCAGGGAGCAGGUUUGCGACUGCACACGCAAGAUCAGUUCAUGGUCCCAGAGCUUCCAGAUGGAACUGUAGAGACCGUCAUAGUCACAGAAGUGGCAAGUCCGCAGAAGAUUUUCUGCCAGCUGAAGGUCUUCUCACAAGAGCUGAAGAAACUCUCUGAGAAAAUCACAAAAUUCUGUGAGGGCAGAAUGACCAAUUGCACCGUGGGUCCAGAAAUGAUUAGCUUUCCCUGUGCUGCAAGAGGAAGUGACGGCAGAUGGCAUCGCUCGGUCCUUCAACAGGUUUUCCCAGCCAAUGGAGUGGUGGAAGUGUUUAACGUUGACUAUGGAACAAAACAGUUUGUUCAAGUGGAGAAUGUGGGACCACUUGCUCCAGAAUUCUUCAGGAUGCCCGUUGUGACAUACGUCUGUUCCCUCCAUGGAAUCGUUGACAAAGGGGAGGGUUGGACAUCCAGCCAGAUUGACCUUCUCCGGAACCUUCUUCUGCACAAGACUGUAAUCGCUAAAUUUGAGUACCAGAGCAUGUCUGAGGGUGUUAACUAUGUCACGCUAUUUGGUGAUGAAAAUACAAAUAUCAACAAGUUGUUUGGGUGCAAGGAGAGCUGUUUGCUGGAAUGUGAGAAAACACUUGGAGAUUAUGCUAUCCGUAGCCCUGCACACAGCCGCGAGCAUCGAGCCAAGCAAGAAAGAUGUCAAAGAAAGCCGUCAACUUCUCCAAAGGCUGCAGAGGAAAAAGAACAGAUAGGAAUACCUGAGAAGUUACCUGCAGAAGACCUCUCCCUAAACUCUUCACAUGUUGCAGUUGUUCAGCAUGUAUCCAACCCAUCGGAGUUUUGGAUCCAAACACAGAAAUAUGCUCAGGAGCUGGAUGAACUGAUGGAUAGGGUCUAUCAUUUGCACAAAGAUUCAGAAAACAAAGACGUGGUGAUGAAUCCAACUGUAGGGUUGUACUGUGCCGCCAAGGCCGAAGAUGGUGUAUCCUACAGAGCAAUUGUGUCCGAAGUUGGUGAGACACAAGUCAAGGUGUUCUUUGUUGAUUAUGGAAACACUGAAUUUGUUAAAAGGAUGAACAUCAGGACCCUUCCUGACAAGUUCAAAAAGCUGCCAAGACUUGCACUAAAAUGCACCCUGGCUGAUGUCAGACCCAGAGAUGGGAGAUGGAGUCGACGUGCCUCUGACUAUUUCAUCAAAGCAGUCACAGAUAAAGCACUAAAUGUAUUUGUGACAGCAAAAUAUGAUGAUGGCUAUGUUGUUCAACUAACGGAUCCUGAAGCUCAUGAAGAAAAAGAUCUCAGUACACUGAUGUGUACUUAUAACCUAACGGAAAAGGCUGAGAUAAAGCAACAACCCCAAGCGAAUGUCACUAUACAACCUGCCAUUCUGGCUCCCAAUAGACAUCCACAUGACAGACUUGCAGAUGUUUAUGGGAACAAGGGGAUAUGUCUCAAGGCACAAAACACUGUUGGCCCUGCCAUCAAUGAAAGGAGAAUUCCUUCAUUCAAGGAGCACAUGUUUCACAUUGGGAGUGUCCUAGAUGUCUGUGUGUCCCACAUCAAAAGCCCAAAUGAUUUCUGGUGCCAGCUUGUGCACAAUGCAGGGCACUUGAAAUUGCUAAUGCAUGAUAUACAGGCUCAUUAUGUAGGCAGUGAAUUUCAGCCUGUUGUUGAAACAGCUUGUGUUGCUCGCCACCCUGAUAAUGGAAUGUGGUACAGGGCCAUCGUAAUUCACAAACAUGAAAAACCUCUCGUGGAUGUGUUGUUUGUUGACUAUGGCCAGACAGAAACCAUCUCCCUCUAUGACCUGAGGAGGAUAUGCCCAGAAUUUCUCACUCUGCCUGGACAAUCCUUUCGAUGCAAUCUGUUAAACCCCAUAGACCCCACAUCUGCCAUCAAUGAGUGGAAUCAGGAGGCAACAGCAAGAUUCCACGACUUUGUGGAAACUGCUGCAUCCAAGUUUGUGAUUUUAAAGUGCACCAUAUAUGCUGUCAUGUACAGUGAUCAGAAGAUCAUUUAUAACAUUGUGGAUCUGGAAACUCCCUUUGAAAGUAUCUGCACCAGCAUGGGCAAUCUUGUCAAAAGUGCUCCUCCAAAGAAAGUCUCUGAGCCAUCUGUCCGCCUGGACUCGUACUACUUCUCAUCGCACAAUGUCAAAACUGGCACAGAAGAACAGAUCACAGUGACAUGCGUGAACAAUGUCAAUCAGUUCUACUGCCAGCUUGAGAGGAAUACUGAUGUGAUGGAAGAUCUCAAGAACAAGGUUAGUCAAGUCUGCCAUCAGCUAGAGAAUGUAAAGCUCCCAGGAGUCUUAAGAACGUUGUGCUUUGCCAAGUACACUGAUGGAAACUGGUACAGGGGUCAAAUCCAGGACACAAAGCCAGCAAUCAGGGUUCACUUUGUGGACUAUGGUGACACUAUUGAAGUGGCCAGGUCUGACUUGCUUCCAGUACCUAUAGAAGCUAAUCCCAUCAUGGCUGUGCCUGUGCAAGCAGUUGUGUGUGGUCUGUCGGAUGUCCCUGCUCAAGUUCCAAGAGAGGCGAACAGCUGGUUUGAGACCUUUGCAACAGAAUCUAAAUUCCAAGCGGUAGUUGUGGCCAGAGAACCCGAUGGUAAACUGCUGGUUGAACUAUAUCAAGAAGGCACUCAGAUAAAUUCAAAGAUCAAGAAGAAGUUUCAGAUUGAGAUGCACACAAAUGAGCAGGUUGUCUACCGGAGAGAAUUUCUCCCCAAAACAGCUAAUCAAAUCAGAGAUGACUCUAAAUCUACCAACAAAAAUCUGCAGUCUCAACCGCAGCCUUUGCGCCAUGUUAAUGAACAUGGUCAAAAGGUCAAAGCUGUUCCGAUACAGCUGUACAAACCUCCUCACCAAAGACAGUCAUGUGGGACCACACUGAGAAAUAUGGGAAAUGGUUAUGAGCCUGCGGGUGCCCAGGUCAGACCAAAGGAGGAAAAUCUCCCCACUGACACCGUCCAGCUGAUCAAGUCUAUAUCACCUGCUGCAGACUCUCAGAUAGAAAGCAAUGAUGAAAAACUUCCUAAACUUGCAGACCUGCCGUUAAAUUCUAUCACACCAGGGAUGGAAGCAGAGGUUUAUGUCUCACACUACCACAGCCCAUCGAGUUUUCACGUUCAACUCUUCAGGGAUGAGGAUGAAAUAUUCUCUAUUGCUGAGAAGCUCAAUGAUUCAAUCCCAAAAACCAAUGACGUCAAAGUUGUAAAUCCAGGAGACCUUGUCCAAGCAGAGUUUGCAGAUGACUCCAUGUGGUAUCGUGCAGUUGUUAGAGAAAUCCACAAUAACACAAUGGCUCUCGUUGAGUUUAUUGAUUUUGGAAACGCAGCAAUGACACAAAUGUCCAAGAUGGGCAGACUCCACAAGUCUUUCUUGCUGCUUCCCAUGUACAGCACACACUGCAUGCUGAGCAAAGUUGCAGAUCAUGGAAAAGAGGAAAUGCUUGAUCCUAAAGUGCUGUCAGCUAUUAAAGAAGCUGUAUGUGGUGAUGGAGACAAGAAGCUCAAAUGUCGGUUUAUCAGGCAGUCAGGAUCUGUGUGGGAAAUCAGUCUGGAGGAUAGUGGUGUGAAUCUCAUGUGUAAAGUAAUGACCAAGUGUUCAGCCAAUGCUUCUGAAUCCACCUCAGAGAACCAUGAAGAAGUUGAGGAAAAACCUACCCAGACCCCAGAGAAACUGCCACUGAACUCUUGCCCUCUAAAUUACGGCCAACUAGAGUUUUUAGAGGAACUGCAGUUACAAAGCUACCUCUCAUCAAUAAAUGAUGCCCUUUCCUUUUGGUGUCAGUCUGCUGACACAGAAGAACUUGACAAGAUUACCUCUGGUGUCUCAGAAGUUGGAAAUGCAGCCGAUCACAAACCUGUUGACCUAGGCACCCUCUCCCCUGGCAGCCCAUGCAUUGUUCUCUUUUCGGACGAUCAUCUCUGGUACCGUGCGGUGGUCAACGACACAGAGGGAGACAAGCUGUCUGUUCUCUUCGUAGACUAUGGAAACAAGUCCCAAGUCAAUGUUACAGAUGUGAGGGAAAUGCCCCCUCAUUUAGUGGAAGCUCCACCACAGGCUUUUUUGUGCGAGCUUGAAGGCUUUGAUUCUUCAUGCGGAUCCUGGGACAGUGGCGCAGUAGAUGAGCUGUUAACUCUUACAACAGACAAGUUGUUACAGCUGACUGUCACCAGAAUAACCAGAGAAGAAGAAAUUAUCAAAUACUUUGUGCAGAUGGAAUGUGACGGCCAGGUGAUAAAUGAGGCGAUGAAAAACUGGUGGAAAUGCUCCACCACAGAAAACAAACCAAAUGCAGGUGUACAAUGUGACUCAACUGUGGAAGAGGCUGCACCUCCUCAGGAUCAAAUGAAGUAUCCCACAAAACAGGAGACAGAUCCAGAUGAUGCUUGCAUUCACCCUCAGAGAGAGCAUAGAGAAGACAGCCCAUUACCUGCACAUUCUGACCAAAGCAAUUUGAUAUUAAGUUGUGAGAAGGAUGUGUGUGAAACUAACAAAGUCCAUGAGGAGGAGGGUGCCACAGUGACGGACACUGUUUGGUUGGAUGAUGAACAUUUUCUACUGGAUUGGAACCGAGAGGAGGCCAUGGACUGUUCUGAGAUCCUGCCGACAGACCUGGAGUCUUCAACUGCAGAAAUGAGAGCCUGCAACAUGGGAAACAGCGUUCACUCCAAUAUUGACUUGGCUCCAACAAAUGACAGCAAGACUCCUAUCCCAAGUGACGUAUCUAUUACCAGCCGGUCAGCAGGGAAAAUGGUUCCACGUGAAGCUGUUUGUCCCAGGAAGAGCUUUUAUCAGCAUGAUAUGAUUGAUCUGAUUUCAACAGACUUGGAGCAGAUUCAGACUGAAUUGUUGCUGCCCUCUCCUCUGCUUCCUGCUCAGCUUUUGUGUGAUGCUCCUACAGAGCAGGAAAUUGCAGCUAGAAGUGAUGUCACAGAGGUGCCAUGCAUUGCCCCACGUUUCGAGAUUGACUUGAUGACUGAAGACGAGACCUUAUCUCCUCAGCAGGAUACAGAUUCAGAUCCAUAUGAGCCAAGUCAUGAUGAGAAACUCACAAGGGAAAUGGAAGAGGAUGUCAUCAGCCUGACCAAAAAGAGCAAGUUCAAAUGCAUCUCAGAGCAAGUUGGUUCUGAUGUAAAAGAUGAUCUGCAUAAGACGAUGGCUAAAGAAUCAAAUGAGAUUCAGACUGAAUUGUUGCUGCCCUCUCCUCUGCUUCCUGCUCAGCUUUUGUGUGAUGCUCCUACAGAGCAGGACAUUGCAGCUAGAAGUGAUGUCACAGGGGUGCCAUGCAUUGCCCCACGUUUCGAGAUUGACUUGAUGACUGAAGACGAGACCUUAUCUCCUCGGCAGGAUACAGAUUCAGAUCCACAUGAGCCAAGUCAUGAUGAGAAACUCACAAGGGAAAUGGAAGAGGAUGUCAUCAGCCUGACUGAAAAGAGCAAGUUCAAAUGCAUCCCAGAGCAAGUUGGUUCUGAUGUAAAAGAUGAUCUGCAUAAUAAGAUGGCUAAAGAAUCAAAUGAGAUUCAGACUGAAUUGUUGCUGCCCUCUCCUCUGCUUCCUGCUCAGCUUUUUUGUGAGGCUCCUACAGAGCAGGACAUUGCAGCUAGAAGUGAUGUCACAGAGGUGCCAUGCAUUGCCCCACGUUUCGAGAUUGACUUGAUGACUGAAGACGAGACCUUAUCUCCUCAGCAGGAUACAGAUUCAGAUCCACAUGAGCCAAGUGAUGAUGAGAAACUCACAAGGGAAAUGGAAGAGGAUGUCAUCAGCUUGACUGAAAAGAGCAAGUUCAAAUGCAUCCCAGAGCAAGUUGGUUCUGAUGUAAAAGACGAUCUGCAUAAUAAGAUGGCUAAAGAAUCAAAUGAGAUUCAGACAGAAUUGUUGCUGCCCCCUCCUCUGCUUCCUGCUCAGCUUUUGUUUGAGGCUCCUACAGAGCAGGAAAUUGCAGCUAGAAGUGAUGUCACAGAGGUGCCAUGCAUUGCCCCACGUUUCGAGAUUGACUUGAUGACUGAAGACGAGACCUUAUCUCUUCGGCAGGAUGCAGAUUCAGAUCCACAUGAGCCAAGUGAUGAUGAAAAACUCACAAAGGAAAUGGAAGAGGAUGUCAUCAGCUUGACUGAAAAGAGCAAGUUCAAAUGCAUCCCAGAGCAAGUUGGUUCUGAUGUAAAAGAUGAUCUGCAUAAUAAGAUGGCUAAAGAAUCGAAUGAGGUUGAAUUUGAAUCAGAUGGAGCUCCCUCAGUGUGUGAAAUUGCAAUAGGAGCCGUUUCUCUACAGGAGGAUGUCGUGACUAUACAGGAUAACUCAACGACUGAAGAUGAGGCCGAAGAUCUUCAUGAAGACAAACUUCCUGCUCUGUCAUGGGACACAAAGCCACAAAGCUCCCGUCAAGACAUGAGUAACCUGGGUGAUGGGAUGACCCGUUUUUUGGCAGAGAACUGUCUGAAAGACGUCUGGAGAGACCAGCAGAAACGGACUGAAACAGAGACUGAGCAGCUGGUGAAUUCACCACCUGAACAGAAAGACCUCAAGCUGUCAGAGGUGACUCAUCUCUCUCUGGUUGUCUGUGACUGUGCUGCUGAUGAUCUGCCUGUUGAGCAGCGGCCUCAGUAACUGCCCUAUGAUUCAUGUUAUUGCCUCUGCCACACACCACGAAACUGAGUUCAUUCGACUGCAGAUGUUUAAGUUAUAAGACACAAGUUCUCUUUUCUUUGUUGUGUUUGUUCCUGGUGCUUAAUGGCAGUCUUGAUUUAUUGAGUCGACCGAGCAGGUCCUCAUUCUGCUUUUCACAUUUUUACUUUUACAUUGUUUCCUUUUGAAAAAAAACCAUCUAAUUUAAAGUGCCCCUAUCUAUGUGCUCACCCAGUAACCUGGAGCUCUUUUGUUUUACAGAUAUUAACUUAUUCUUUGAAGAUGAGUCUGGUUUGAAAGGUUGUGACUUGUGAUGUUGUUUUGUAAAAGAAUGCAACCAAAGUUUUCUGUGUUGUGGAUUCAUGCAUGCGUUAAAGAGACAUUUCUGUUUGUUCAAUAAAUAUUACAGAUCUAA